GCUUUCAACUGCCUGUUAGCAUUUAGCUUGUUACAGCUUUGUCUGUACUGGCAAACACAAUAAGGAGUAACCCCAUAGAUUUGUGUGAUGGUAGAGUAAAAAUUAGCACGUUUAUGUUGCAAAUAUGGCGCUCACAAUGGAAUCUCAACUCCAGAACAUCUUUGAAGAUGUUGUGAAAACGGAGAUGAUAGAAGAGGCCUUUGCUGGGAUGUUUAUGGACACUCCAGAGGAUGAGAGGACUAAACUGAUCAGUUGUCUUGGAGCCUUCAGACAAUAUUGGGGAACACUACCACAGGAGUCUCAUGAGCAGUGUGUACAGUGGAUAGUUCGGUUCACGCACGGCCAGCACAGUCCCAAAAGAAUCUCCUUCCUGUAUGACUGCCUAGGUAUGGCUGUGGAGACCAGCCUGUUACCACCCAGGAUGGUGUGUGGCGCUCUGAUAAGCUCUGAUAGUUUGGAGUGGGAAAGGACACAGUUGUGGGCACUAACAUUCAGACUUAUUCGCAAGAUCAUUGGAGGGGUGGACUACAAGGGGGUUCGGGACCUGUUGAAAGCUGUUUUAGAUAAAAUUCAGACAGUUCCUACUGUUGUCAGCUCAGCUAUUCUCCAACAACUUCUAGCCGCCAGAGAGGUAGUGGAGUAUAUCCUGGACAGAAAUGCCUGUCUUCUGCCGGCCUACUUUGCAGUCACUGAAAUCAGAAAACUUUAUCCAGAGGGUCAGUUGGCACACUGGCUUCUAGGUAGCUUGAUAUCAGACUUUGUGGACAGUUUCAGACCCACAGCCAGAAUCAACUCAAUUUGUGGACGAUGCAGCCUGCUACCCGUGGUCAACAAUAGUGGGGCCAUCUGUAACUCCUGGAAGCUAGACCCCACCACUCUCCGCUUCCCUCUGAGGGGCAUGUUGCCCUUUGACAAGGAUCUCUUUGAGCCCCAGACGGGCUUACUGCGCUAUGUACUGGAACAGCCGUACUCAAGGGAGAUGGUCUGCAACAUGCUAGGACUCAACAAACAGACUCUGAACAUUGCCCAGCAAAAGCAGCGAUGCCCGGUGCUGGAGGAGCAGCUGGUGGACCUGGUGGUGUACGCGAUGGAGCGAUCGGAGACUGAGGAAAAGUUUGACACAGAUAUCGGAGGAACCAGCCAGCUGCUGUGGCAGCAUCUCUCCUCCCAGCUCAUCUUCUUUGUGUUGUUUCAGUUCGCAAGCUUCCCACACAUGGUGCUGUCAUUACACCAAAAGCUUGCAGGUCGAGGUCUUAUCAAAGGGAGAGACCACCUAAUGUGGGUCCUGCUCCAGUUCAUAUCGGGAAGCAUUCAGAAGAAUGCCCUAGCCGACUUCCUGCCUGUCAUGAAGCUCUUUGACCUGCUUUACCCUGAAAAAGAGUGCAUCCCUGUUCCCGACAUCAACAAACCCCAGUCGACUCAUUCUUUUGCUAUGACCUGCAUUUGGAUCCACCUGAAUCGCAAAGCUCAGAGUGACAACUCCAAACUACAGAUACCAAUACCACACUCUCUGAAAUUGCACCACGAGUUUCUCCAACAGUCACUGCGUAGUAAGACCCUGGGUAUGUCUGACUAUAAGAUCGCCCUGCUGUGUAACGCCUACAGCACCAACUCAGAAUGCUUCACCUUGCCUAUGGGCGUCCUGGUAGAGACGAUCUAUGGCAACGGAUCUAUGAGGAUCAACCUGCCCGGCAUCAACUGUGUGGCAUCAGGGUCUGUCACCCCUCUGCCGAUGAACCUGCUGGAUUCACUCACAGUACAUGCAAAGAUGAGUCUGAUCCACAGCAUUGCCACCCGUGUUAUAAAAUUGGCCCAUGCUAAGUCCAGUGUUGCUCUGGCUCCUGCCCUGGUGGAAACAUACAGCAGACUGUUGGUCUACAUGGAGAUCGAGUCACUGGGCAUCAAAGGAUUCAUCAGCCAGUUGUUGCCCAAUGUGUUCAAGUCUCACGCGUGGGGCAUCCUGCAUACGUUGCUGGAGAUGUUCAGCUACAGGAUGCAUCACAUUCAGCCGCACUACAGAGUCCAGCUGCUCAGUCAUCUGCACAGUCUGGCUGCUGUUCCUCAGACCAACCAGAAUCAGCUGCAUCUUUGUGUUGAGAGCACAGCUCUGCGGCUCAUCACAGCGUUGGGGAGUUCAGAGGUGCAGCCGCAGUUCACCCGCUUCCUCAACGACCCCAAGACGAUUCUCUCAGCCGAAUCAGAGGAACUAAAUCGAGCCCUUAUCCUCACCUUGGCCAGAGCCACACACGUCACUGACUUUUUCACAGGAUCAGACUCCAUCCAAGGGACUUGGUGUAAGGACAUUCUGCAGACCAUCAUGACCUUCACGCCUCAUAAUUGGGCUUCACACACACUAUCCUGCUUCCCUCCUCCACUACAGGCGUUCUUCAAGCAGAACAAUGUUCCUCAGGAGUCACGUUUCAACCUGAAGAAGAACGUAGAAGAGGAGUACAGGAAGUGGAAGUCGAUGGCUAAUGAGAACGACAUCAUUACCCACUUCUCCAUGCAGGGCUCACCCCCUCUGUUCCUCUGUCUACUGUGGAAGAUGCUGCUGGAGACAGACCAGAUCAACCAGAUUGGCUAUAGGGUCUUGGACCGUAUCGGCGCUCGAGCGCUGGUGGCUCAUGUGCGCACAUUUGCCGAUUUUCUGGUCUAUGAGUUCUCGACCUCAGCUGGAGGACAACAGCUCAACAAGUGCAUUGAAAUACUCAAUGAUAUGGUUUGGAAAUACAAUAUAGUCACUCUGGACAGACUCAUUCUGUGUCUGGCCAUGCGUAGCCAUGAAGGGAACGAGGCUCAGGUGUGUUACUUCAUAAUCCAGCUGCUGCUGCUGAAGCCCAACGACUUCAGGAACCGAGUCAAUGAUUUUGUGAAGGAGAACGCCCCCGAGCACUGGCUGCAGAGCGACUGGCACAAUAAGCACAUGAGCUACCACAAGAAAUACCCAGAGAAGCUGUACUUUGAGGGUCUUGCAGAACAAGUCAACCCUCCCAUGCAGCUCCAGUCUCAGUACUUGCCAAUCUACUUUGGCAAUGUGUGCCUGCGCUUCCUGCCCGUCUUUGACAUUGUCAUCCACCGUUUCCUGGAGCUUCUUCCUGUCUCCAAGUCUCUGGAAACGCUGCUGGAUCAUCUGGGAGGACUUUACAAGUUCCAUGACCGGCCAGUCACCUACCUGUACAACACACUUCACUACUACGAGCGGCAUCUGAGAGACAGAACAAACCUAAAGAGAAAACUGGUGCACGCCAUCAUGUCGUCUCUAAAGGACAACCGAACCCCCGGUUGGUGCCUGAGUGAAACCUAUCUGAAGUUUGGCAUGAAUCCCAGAGAGGACAACGUCUGGAUCCCCGAUGACACCUACUACUGCAAGCUGAUCGGACGCCUGGUGGAUACGAUGGCGGGGAAGUCACCCGGUCCGUUCCCCAACUGUGACUGGAGAUUUAACGAGUUCCCCAACCCGGCGGCCCACGCCCUGCACGUCACCUGUGUCGAGCUGAUGGCUCUGGCAGUACCCGGAAAAGACGUGGGCAACGCUCUGCUCAAUGUGGUUUUGAAGAGCCAGCCCCUGGUUCCCAGAGAAAAUAUCACAGCAUGGAUGAAUGCCAUUGGACUUGUGAUCACUGCACUGCCUGAACCCUACUGGAUCGUUCUCCACGACCGCAUCGUGUCUGUGAUCGGCUCUGCGACCCUGACGUCCGAGAUGGAGUGGGCAGGUUACCCCUUCGCCCUGCUGGACUUCACCGCCUGCCACCAGAGCUACAGCGAGAUGAACUGCAGUUACGUGCUGGCGCUGGCGCACGCCGUCUGGCAUCACUCGUCUAUCGGGCAGCUGUCCCUGAUUCCCAAAUUCCUGUCAGAGACCCUGAAGCCCAUCGUCCAGACGGAGUUCCAGUUGCUCUAUGUGUAUCAUCUGGUGGGGCCGUUCCUGCAGCGCUUCCAGCAGGAGAGGACGCGGUGCAUGUUGGAGAUUGGUGUGGCCUUCUAUGAGAUGCUCCAGGCUGUGGACCAGCACUGCCAGCAUCUCAGCUACAUGGACCCCAUCUGCGACUUCCUCUAUCACAUCAAAUACAUGUACACUGGAGACAGUGUGAAGGAACAGGUGGAGAAAAUCAUCAUGACUCUGCGUCCGGCCAUGAAGCUGCGUCUGCGCUUCAUCACACACAAGAUCGAGACGUCGUCAGUCGUCGCCGCUGCCUCUUCCUCCACCCCUCAGCCCGCUCCCCCGUCCCUCUCCUCGUCCGCUGCAGCUGCGUCGCCCUCCUCCUCACAGCACACACACAACCCCAUGUAGGCAGACUGGAUAAACACUGUCGUGCAUUUGUUUUUUUGUGAUUCCCAGAUUGAACAUUCAGGAACAAAAACCCUGGCGAGCUGCCUGUUUGUUCUGGGCUUGAGUCCUGAAACACAAAAAACCCCACAUUACACAUUAAACAGCCUGCAGCCCUGUUUAAUCAUUGACAUGAAUUCAGAAGAGCUGAUUUAGUUACAGAGAAUCAUGACGUGAACAAUCUUUAAGCAUUGAAACGACUCCUAUCAAGAAACUCAAGAAACACAUGCACUCUUUUUUUUACCAAUGUCUAUUAGUUUUCAGUGUAACCUCAUUUUUAUACUGUACAAUAAUAUGGCUUCAUUAAAAUAUUUUGCUAUUCUUGUUUCAA
This is a messenger RNA of Betta splendens (Siamese fighting fish), 4658 nucleotides long. RefSeq names its product mediator complex subunit 23 (gene med23). The record is from RefSeq and is a predicted model, not a curated record. Lineage: Eukaryota; Metazoa; Chordata; Actinopteri; Anabantiformes; Osphronemidae. The transcript is spliced from 31 exons. Gene Ontology annotation, cellular component: transcription regulator complex; mediator complex. Bases 125 to 4291 code for a protein of 1388 amino acids. Gene Ontology annotation, biological process: regulation of transcription by RNA polymerase II; positive regulation of gene expression.